Molecule: messenger RNA, 636 nt
Organism: Iphiclides podalirius (scarce swallowtail)
Lineage: Eukaryota; Metazoa; Arthropoda; Insecta; Lepidoptera; Papilionidae
Source: the annotation of a GenBank genome assembly
AUGCCUAAACGAAAACGUUCCAAAGAAGAUACACUGGAGCGACUCCAAAGAAAAAUACAAAAGUUGGAAGAAAAAUUACAUCGAAUACACAGUGAUGUUGCCGAAUCUGGAGCUUCCCCGAAUAGGGAAGGUGUAAUACCUCUUACAAAUUCGGACACAGAUACACCAGAGUUACGGCCAGAUGAAUGGUUAAUAGAUGAAACACCUGAUGAAGAAAUCGAACAAAACCAGGCGGUUAACUCUUCAAUUCAGCCUGACUUUAGUGACCCCACACCACUGUCGGGUCCGAGUACGUCUUAUAACGUUACACUAACAGAAGACGACUUACUAGAGAUUUUAGGAGAGGAUCCCUCCAACAAAAAUAACUAUGGACCGGAAAUACGCAGUGAACUUGCUAAUCGUAUGAGCUCCACCCCAGUCGCGCAGGUCGCAGGGGCAAGCGCUGCCACAGAGGUCGGCGCCUCGGAGCCGCGGACCUGCAACUCAACGUGCACCGCGUGCACGGCCGCAAUCAUCGAGGGAGUCAUGGCAGCUGCACCGCCCACGCCGCCACUGAAUAGAGUUAAGUACGCGGGCCGUUUGUCCUUAUUCCUUAAUCAAUGGUCCCUCAUUACCAGCGACCGCAAGGUAUUGUCU